AUGGCUCGCACAAAACAAACCGCCCGCAAAUCUACUGGUGGAAAGGCGCCGCGUAAGCAACUGGCGAUCAAAGCCGCUAGAAAAUCAGCUCCGGCCACCGGCGGAGUGAAGAAGCCCCACUGCUUCCGCCCUGGCACAGUCGCUCUACGUGAGAUCCGCAAGUAUCAGAAAUCUACCGAGCUGUUGAUCCGCAAACUUCCGUUCCAGAGACUUGUUCGCGAGAUAGCGCAGGAUUUCAAAACUGAUCUGAGGUUCCAGAGCUCUGCCGUUAAGGCGCUUCAGGAAGCAGCCGAGGCUUACCUCGUCGGAUUGUUUGAGGAUACUGUAGGAAAAAAACAUACAAAUCUAUGCGCCAUCCAUGGAAAGAGAGUGACUAUUAUGCCUAAAGAUAUCCAGCUGGCCAGGAGAAUUAGGGGUGAGAGGGCGUAGUUCUGAGUUUGACGUUGGGCUGGGAAAUAGCGGUAAGUAUUAGGUGAUCCUUAUCGGGGAAAUAGGUG
Messenger RNA from Salvia splendens (bonfire salvia), 497 nucleotides. RefSeq names its product histone H3.2. The coding region runs from base 1 to 429 and encodes 142 amino acids. The record is from RefSeq and is a predicted model, not a curated record. Gene Ontology annotation, molecular function: structural constituent of chromatin; DNA binding; protein heterodimerization activity. Lineage: Eukaryota; Viridiplantae; Streptophyta; Magnoliopsida; Lamiales; Lamiaceae. The transcript has 2 exons. Gene Ontology annotation, cellular component: nucleosome.